This is a messenger RNA of Monopterus albus (swamp eel), 617 nucleotides long. RefSeq names its product cystine/glutamate transporter-like. Gene Ontology annotation, biological process: amino acid transmembrane transport. Gene Ontology annotation, molecular function: L-amino acid transmembrane transporter activity. Gene Ontology annotation, cellular component: membrane. The transcript has 5 exons. Lineage: Eukaryota; Metazoa; Chordata; Actinopteri; Synbranchiformes; Synbranchidae. Bases 1 to 594 code for a protein of 197 amino acids. The record is from RefSeq and is a predicted model, not a curated record.
AUGUUUGCAGGCCGCACGCUGCACGGACUGGCUGCUGUGAUUCCCAUUCUUGUGGCUCUAUCCUGCCUUGGAACACUUAAUGGUGGCUUCUUUGGAGUAUCCAGGAUGCUGUUUGUAGGAGCCAGGGAGGGCCACUGGCCACCAAUCUUUUCCAUGAUUCACAUUCACAGACAUACACCUUUGCCUGCUGUGCUGUUACUGUACCCUUUGACUGUGUUGAUUGUGAUCGUUGGAGAGAUCUACCAGCUCAUCAAUGUUGUCUCCUUUGCUAGCUGGUUUUUCAUGGCCUUAGCAACCUUGGGGAUGGUCAUCCAUUGGUACCGCUUCCCCCUCCACCCAAGACCUUUCAAAGUGCCCGUGGCCAUCACAUUCAUCUUCACAGUGGUUUGCUUCUUCAUUGUGGGUAUGUCUCUGUAUUCAGACCCCUGGAACACAGGGAUAAGCUGUGCUCUCACACUGACUGGAGUCCCAGUUUAUUAUUUGACUGUCCACCACUUCCACCUGCCCCACAGAUGGCGACACAUCUUCAACUACAGCAGCUUACAGCUGCAGCUCCUUCUAGAAGUGGUUCAACAGGAAGUCCAGACAUACUGAACACCCCAAAGACAUCCUGCUUU